Messenger RNA from Argiope bruennichi, 633 nucleotides. RefSeq names its product DNA oxidative demethylase ALKBH2-like. Bases 1 to 633 code for a protein of 210 amino acids. The record is from RefSeq and is a predicted model, not a curated record. The transcript has a single exon. NCBI's taxonomy places the organism in Eukaryota, Metazoa, Arthropoda, Arachnida, Araneae, Araneidae. Gene Ontology annotation, biological process: DNA repair.
AUGACUGAAAUAUACCAAAUCUCUCCACGAGACGAUUACGAAUGGCAAAUAAUUACGGGUGAAAAUUUAAUGUUGAGGUAUGCCGAAAUAUUUUCAAAGUCCAUGUCAGAAUUUAUAUUGACUCGUCUCGAAGAGCAAAUCGAAUAUUACGAUAGAAACUUGUCGAAAGUGUGCGUGUACGGAAAAUGGCACGAAAUCCCUCGUAAACACGUGGCUUUCUCAGACGACGGCUUAUCGUACGAAUUUUCCGGCAAUCGCAUUCCUUCGAAACCUUGGCAAACGUCUCCGAUCGUUUUUGAAUUGAAAAAGUGUGUAGAAUCCAUCGUCGGUCAUCGAUACAAUUUCGUGCUCGUCAACAGAUACGAAAACGGUUUGGAUCAUAUCGGAGAGCAUCGAGACGAUGAGAAGGAACUAGACCCCGCAGCUUCGAUUGCUUCACUUUCGUUUGGAGCAGCUAGAGACUUUGUGCUGAAGCACGCAUACGGAGGAGGUAAGAAGAAAAUUGAGUUACGUCCCGGUUCGUUACUGUUGAUGGAAUUUCCGACGAAUAAGUUUUGGUACCACAGCCUUCCCGUCAGAAAAAAAGUUUCGGGAAAGCGCAUUAAUUUGACCUUCAGAAAAAUGAUUGUUUAG